AGCUGCUCCGACUCGCUUGCGGUGGAAUUCGGGCUCCUUUUCUGGGUUUCAUCUAUUUACAACAUAAGUUUCCUUCCAAACGUAUAACGUUGUCUAUAAUAAUUUAAAUAAUUCAAUCAUAUGUUUGUGGAUGACAUUUGUGAAACAUAUGUUGCCCAAAACGUUGCCAUAUAUCAUAAUAAAAUUUUAUAGAAAUUAAGCAUUGACUGUGAAACGCAAACGACUACUCAGUUUGCAACAAUGCUUAGCUAAGAUUUUAUUUGGGCACAACUUAAAUAUGGACUGUAAAACUGGUCAUAAGUGUUUUUCAAAAUCGUACUACAUUUCGUUUUCUAAAUAUGAGCCAGUUAAUCGUUUUUAGUUCUGCUGUUCCAAAAUACUAGACGCUAUUAUGGAAUAAUGUUUGGUGCACGGGAAUUCGAGAUUGGAAGCAUUUAUCAGAAAGAAUUAAACAACACAGUUGUGGCCAUUCGGAAGCAUGUGUAUGAAUUUUGGAGAAAAAAAGCGAUACUAAUACUAUCGAUAAGGAACUUGAAAAUGAAAUUCGCAAAGAAGCAUCAUUUUGGAAAAUGGUUUUCAAAGGUUAUUCGAAAAAAAUUUUGUACAUAUAUCUUUUUCAAACGUUGAGAUUUAUUGUCAAAAUUCACUGGCGAAUCAUUUCUCUAAAAAACUAAAUCCGACUAUAUGGUCAAGUAGCGUCGUACCGACAUCUGCAAUAAAACUUUGUUAUAUUGAUAGUAUCAAAGCAUUUUCAGAAACAGUUCUAAGUCCUAAUAUAGAUGAGCGUAGUGAAGCGGAGAGUAUUAAAGCAAAAAUGCUAAAUUUCGAGAUCGUGUUGCUUUGCGAAUUCAUGCACAGUGUAUUGAACAAUAUCAAUUAUGCAUCCAAAACUUUACAAAACUUGACAGAGAACUUGAAUUAGAUGCUGCAUUCAGUCCUAUCUUGUUCGAUUGAUACAUUCUCCGCGGUUUAUCACCCAAGUUUUCUAACAAAGAAAAGGCAACAGCUGACAUCUAACAUCAUUGUUCAUCGAGCACUCUGACAUUUUUAAAAUAUCGGAGCGGUCAACGAAAUAAGAAAAGAAGCGAAAAAUAGUGCAGUAACUCCCUGUUAUUCCCACAAACUGAAUAGAAGUAUUUUCAAAUCUGUUAAGAUACGAUUAAUCGAGAUGGUUGCUAUACCAUAAGAGACAAUUUUCGAACGCAUUGGGGAAAAUACUUGGCGAACAACUUAUCCAGUUAUGUGAAACAAAAUUGGUUCAACGGCACAUAAAGUUCUCCAAUUUGCCGUAAAAUUGUCGUUGAUCGUCAAAGCUCUGACAAAAUUUAGUAACUGGAAAAAUAAGGAAACAGCGGGAAAAGCAACGAUACUCAUCGCAGCCGUGUGCAAAUUUCAAUUUAUAAUUGGGAUUUUUUACCUACAUAUAUGAUAUUCUAUCUCUAACUCAUUCACUGUGAUUCUUCUGAAACAAUCGAUCGAUCUGGCAAAUGCAUCAAAUAUAAUAAACUCGGCGAAAAAAAACCCACGCAUUCUCCAUAGUGGUUUUAUAUAACGCAAAACUUAGAUUCAUAUUAUCCUAAAAUAAACAUUUUUCUUUGAGGAUCAACCACUUUUAUUUAGUUUAUGUUUCAAGCAUGUUUAUAUAAAAAACUUAUAGUUUAACACUUGUUUUAGUGAAAAAUGUAAAAACAAACACAUAGCAAAUCACAGAAGUAAAUUUUGUUAUGAACAAUAAUGUAAUUUUUAAACAAGUUAUUUAUAUAUUUUAUGUUUUAUAUGAUUUUUAUUUAGCAAUAGAAUAUAUAACAAAUCAAUCUUUUUGUAGAACACCCCCUCCUCCUAAUAACCUAAUAAUAAUUUGUUUAGGCAUGGAUUCAAAAAGCGUUGAAGAUAAUUUUUAUUAAUUUCCUCAUUCCGCACAACUUCAAUAAUAUUUUCCUUUUUUUUUAGAUUUUUUGAACGUUUUUCCCUUAUCAUUUUGCCCUAUAAUGCCAGCAGUUCUCAAUUGGAUUGGAUUGAGAUCUGGACUGUUUCCUGGCCACGUGAGAGACUCUAUUCCAUAAAAAUCUUUUUGUUUUGAAACCUGAAUUAAAAGGAUAAUUGUACCUCACAACUAAAUGAUGUGUUCUGUUAUUAGCAUUGCGCUCUUCUAUUGGUUUAUUUUCUAUACCGCUAAUUUACCUCAGUGUUGUGGGCACGGACGAUUGAUUGAACCGCCUAGUAGAGCGUCAGCAUGGCGAUAUGGAUUUCAGACGCCACCAAAUUACAAUGACCACGAAUUAUAUUGCGGUGGAUUUACACGUCAAUGGAAGCAAAACAAUGGAAAAUGCGGCGAGUGCGGGGACGCAUGGGAUUUACCCAAGCCAAGACCACAUGAGUCCGGUGGUUUUUGGGGAAAAGGAGUAAUCGUAAGGAAAUACUCAUCAGAAUCUGUUAUGCUUAUUCGUGUUGAACUCACAGCUAGUCACAUGGGGUAUUUUGAGUUUCGCAUUUGCUCACAACCAUAUGCACAGCAGGAGUGUUUCGAUCAACAUUUAUUGAAAGUACAGUCAGGAUUUCCGAGUCAAUCAAUAUCAACUGAUCUUGAAACUAGAUUUUAUCCGAGAAAUGGCAGUUUAAUAUAUAAUGUUAAAGUCCAACUUCCUAAAGGUUUGAACUGUAAUCACUGUGUGUUGCAAUGGCGUUAUAUAGCUGGUAACAACUGGGGUAUUUGUCCGGAUGGAAAUGGUGCUGUAGGCUGUGGACCACAAGAAGAGUUUCGCGCCUGCUCUGACAUCGUUAUAAAUGGUCACGAAUACAAACCGGAUUCUCCGUCCGAACCAAGGGCAACAGAAAGUCCAAAACACAGACAGACACCAACCAAAGAACACUUCGAUGAAUUUAAUUAUAUCAAAUUGAUAAUUUCAUUAAUUUUGCUAGUAAUUUUCUUUAUGACAGUAGGCGUUGGGUUUUUGUUUAGAGCGAAAAUUAAACGUUAUAUCAAAACCAAUUUGUAUACCAGACUUCGAAAAGCCCACCCGUUCUCAUUAAGUGAUAUUGCGUCUAAGCCGGAACCAUCUUUAAGGACUAUCUCGUCUUCUAUGGAAGGUAAAACUUCAAAUUCUGCUGAAAUUAAGUCUAGUUUGACGCCACCAAUACCGCCACCAAGAUCAAAAAGAAACCUUCAUGUUGAGAAUAAUCGCUUAUUUUCUCAAUCUUCAAACUUAGAAAUAUAAAAAUUAAAUAAAGAAUAUUAUUUAUAAAAUAAAGUUAAAAAAUAUAUAUGGGGUACUCACAAGCCGUCGUAAAACAUCGUCAAAUCGUAAAAUUAUAAAUUUUUGCACUUGCUUAAAAAAAUUGUUGUUAUAUUUCAUACAAAAAUGAGUUUA
Molecule: messenger RNA, 3368 nt
Organism: Bactrocera tryoni
Lineage: Eukaryota; Metazoa; Arthropoda; Insecta; Diptera; Tephritidae
Exons: 4
Coding region: 2118-3215 (365 amino acids)
Source: RefSeq, a predicted model, not a curated record